Messenger RNA from Vicia villosa (hairy vetch), 2259 nucleotides. RefSeq lists its product as uncharacterized. The transcript is spliced from 3 exons. Bases 1 to 2259 code for a protein of 752 amino acids. NCBI's taxonomy places the organism in Eukaryota, Viridiplantae, Streptophyta, Magnoliopsida, Fabales, Fabaceae. The record is from RefSeq and is a predicted model, not a curated record. Gene Ontology annotation, molecular function: protein dimerization activity.
AUGGAAGAUAAUGUUGAUGUUAAUGCUACUGAAAAUAUGGAAGAUAAUGUUGAUGUUAAUGCUACUGAAAAUAUGGAAGAUAAUGUUGAUGUUAAUGCUACUGAAAAUGAUAUCUUAGACGUUGAAAAUGUUGAUGUUGAAAAUGUUGAUAAUGUUAGUGACAAUGGAAAAGAUAUAUUUGAUCCGAGAAUUUGGGAUUCUCUUGAUUCCAAAAGUAUUGAUUUAUUAGCUACAAAAGGUCCUAAAAGAGAUUUCUAUAUUGUGAAGGGUCCUAAAGAUAAAUCGUCUAGACGCUUUACGGCUAAUUUGUAUACUAGAGUUUUAUCAAACGGAGAGAAGUUUGGUGAAAGACUUAGAGAGCAUGAAAUAGGCAUCGAACAUAUUAAGAAUAUGACUACUUGGUUUGAGUUGCGUCAUAGAAUGAAAAACUUUGAGACUAUUGAUAAAACAUCUCAAAGAUUAAUUAACAAAGAAAAGGAUCAUUGGAAAAGUGUUUUAAAAAGAAUUAUUUCAAUCGUGAAAUUUCUUGCUAAACAUAAUUUAGCCUUCUGUGGUUCUAAUGAGAGAUUGUACCAAAAUAGCAAUGGAAAUUUUUUAGGCUUAAUUGAAAUGUUAGCUGAAUUUGACCCAGUUAUCCAAGAACAAGUUAGACGUAUUACAAAUGAUAAUAUUCAUGUUCACUUUCUUGGAUAUAGCAUCCAAAACGAGAUAAUACUUUUGCUUGCUUCUGCAAUUAAAAAUGAAAUCAUUAGAAAAAUCAAACAAGCAAAGUAUUUUUCAGUGAUACUUGAUUGUACUCCUGAUGUCAGUCACCAAGAGCAAAUGUCUUUGAUAAUACGAUAUGUGAAUGUUUCUUUAGUUUCUGUAAGUGUUGAGGAAUCUUUUUUAGAAUUUAUGAAUGUGGAUAAUACAACUGGCCAAGGGCUUUUUGAUGUUUUACAAAAUGAAUUGAAAAAGCUUGAUCUUGAUCUAUUUGAUGUGAGAGGACAAGGUUAUGAUAAUGGGUCAAAUAUGAAAGGAAAACAUCAAGGUGUACAAAAGAAAUUUUUAGACAUAAAUCCGAGAGCAUUUUACACUCCAUGUGGUUGUCAUAGUCUUAAUUUAACCUUGUGUGACAUGGCUAACUCGUGUGUUAAAGCUAAAGACAUUUUUGGAGUUGUUCAACGCAUUUAUACUAUUUUUUCUAAUUCCACUAAGAGAUGGAAAAUUUUAAAAGAUAAUGUCAAAGGGUUGACUCCAAAAUCAUUAUCAUCUACUCGAUGGGAGAGUCAUAUAAAUAGUGUCAAAGCUAUAAAAUCUCAAAUGUCUGAUUUUAGAGAAGCAUUGCUUGAAGUGUCAGAAAUGGAUCUUGAUUCUAAAAUAAGAAGUGAAGCUAAAUCCCUAGCCACAAAUGAGCUUGGUGAUUUUGAGUUUUUAAUGAGUAUAAUUAUUUGGUUUGAAAUAUUAUACGAAAUUAAUUUGGUUAGUAAGCUUUUACAAUCAAAGAACAUGCUUAUUGAUGUUGCUAUGGAAAAAAUAAAAGGGCUGAUUUCUUUUUUUGAGAGAUAUAGAGAAGAUGGUUUUGAUAAGGCCUUGGAUAGUGCUAAGGAAAUUGCUAUUGAAUUGAAUAUUGAUCCAGUAUUUCCUCAAAGACGAAUAAUUAGAAGAAAAAGACAGUUUGAUGAGAAUUUGAAUACCCCGUCAGUUGAGUUAUCUGAAGAGGAAUCCUUUAGGAUUAAUUAUUUUCUCUACCUUGUUGAUCAAGCCAUUGCAUCUCUUAAAAUGAGAUUUGAGCAGUACCAACAGUAUGAAGGUAUUUUUGGUUUCUUAUUUACUUCUCAUAAGUUACAAUCAUUAGAUGAUGCAACCUUGGAGUCUUGUUGUAAUCAUUUUGAACAGGAACUGAAACUUAAUGAUCGAUCUGAUAUUGAUGGAAAAGAGCUAUGCGUAGAGUUAAAGUUAUUAAGAAACAUCUUGCCCGAAGAAAUAACAGGACCUAUUGAUAUAUUAAAAUAUUUGAAGGGCAUGGAUUAUUUUCCUAAUACAAUUAUUGCAUAUAGAAUUUUAUUGACUAUUCUUGUAACAGUUGCCUCUGCCGAAAGAAGUUUUUCAAAAUUAAAGUUGUUGAAGUCUUACUUGCGGUGUACCAUGUUACAAGAAAGACUUAAUGGCUUAGCAUUAAUAGCAAUUGAGAAUGAUAUCUUAGAGACAGUGCAAUAUGAAGACUUGGUUGAUGAAUUUGCUUCAAAAAGUGUUCGAAGGAUAGCUCUAUUUAAAUAG